Molecule: messenger RNA, 1841 nt
Organism: Wallemia mellicola CBS 633.66
Lineage: Eukaryota; Fungi; Basidiomycota; Wallemiomycetes; Wallemiales; Wallemiaceae
Exons: 6
Coding region: 29-1822 (597 amino acids)
Biological process (GO): transmembrane transport
Cellular component (GO): membrane
Molecular function (GO): ATP hydrolysis activity; ATP binding; ABC-type oligopeptide transporter activity
Source: RefSeq, a predicted model, not a curated record
CUCUGCGAUAUCGAAUCGCCUAUCUGCUAUGCCCACCAAGAAACUAUUUGACGUUAUCAGAACUGAGGAAACAACAUUUCGGAGGGGUAUCCUAUUUCUCGCUAUCAGCUCCUCCAUCUCGCUCGUUAUACCAGCCUCUAUUGGCAGCCUAAUCGAUCUCUUCUCCGGCGCAAAACCAGAUGCUUUCUAUGGUUUCUCUCUCCCAGUUGUUACAUCCGGUCUCGGUUUGCUAUUCGCAGUCGGUGCAGCUGCCAACGCCGGUCGCGCUAUGUUAUUUCGUCUCGCCGGUCAGCGUAUCGUGAACAGACUACGCGUAAGGGCAUACUCAAACUCUCUCAAGCAGGAUUUAGAAUUUGCCGACAAGGGUAGCGGAGAUACGCUCUCUAGGCUCACGUCCGAUUCUACUAUUCUGACAGAUUGCGUCACUCAAUCGCUCUCUGACGGUUUGAGAGCUAGUGUUUUCAGCGUAUUUGGUUUGGGCGCAAUGUUCUUCAUUAGCAGCAAGCUCACUACUGUGAUGCUCGCGAUAGUCCCACCUAUAGCCAUUGGUGCCGUCUUUUACGGUCGCUAUCUCAAGCGACUCUCAACCGCUUCGCAGGAUGCCCUCGCGGAUGCUAGCAACCUUGCUAGUGAGCGCCUCAAUGCUUUCAGAACGGUCACUGCUUUCAACAGACAGGACGAUGAGAGUAGGAGAUUCGAGAAGAAGAUCGCGAGAGUCCUAGAGCUAGGCAGGAAAGAAGCCGUCGCUAGCGGUGUUUUCUUUGGUAGCACAGGCUUCUCUGGGAAUAUGUCCGUACUUGCUUUACUUGCAUACGGUGGUCACCUCGUCGGUCUCGGUGAAAUUACAAUCGGAAACCUAUCAUCAUUACUCUUAUACUCUGCUUAUGUAGGCAGCUCAUUGUCCAGCCUGACUUCAUUCUACAGCUCAAUGAUGCGCGGUUUGGGAGCUGGUGAAAGAGUCUUUGCAUUGAUUGAACAAAAACCUCAGAUCAAACUCGGUCAAGGGUUUGACAUGCCUAGUGUUGUAGGAAACAAGGCUAGUGGGACUAUCAGGUUUGAGAAUUGCGCCUUUUCAUACCCCACCAGACCUGAUGCUACAAUUUUAAGAAACGUCUCUUUCGAAGUUCCCCAAGGUCAAAGUGUUGCAAUUGCAGGACCUUCAGGUGCUGGAAAAUCAUCAAUCAUCGGACUUGUAAUGAGAUUCUACGAUCCUAGUUCUGGUCGUGUUACUUUCAAUGGACAUGACAUACGCUCAUUUAAACCUGAAAGCUGGCGUGAAGUUAUAGGUGUAGUAGAGCAACGCCCUGUCUUAUUCGCCGGAACAAUUGAAGAAAACAUAAAAUAUGGUAUGCCAAAUGCAACAAGCCACGAAGUUUACGAGGCGGCAAUGCAAGCAAAUUGCGAGUUUAUAAAGAGCCUCCCUAGGGGAUUCCACACUGUUGUAUCUUCAACCGCACUCAGUGGAGGACAAAUCCAACGCAUAGCAAUCGCGAGGGCGUUAUUGAAAAAGCCAACGUUAUUGAUCCUAGACGAAGCUAGCAGUGCACUUGAUGCUAAAUCUGAAUCGCAGGUUAAUGAAGCAAUAAGGAGGAUCCUCGACCAAAGUCAAACAACUGUUAUCGUAAUAGCUCACCGUCUAUCGUCACUCAAGUCAGCUCACAAGAUUGUCGUAUUGGAGGAUGGAAUAAUUAGUGAAUCUGGUAGCUUUGACGACUUGACUUCAAAACAGGGCAGGUUUAGACGACUUAUGGCCGAGCAAUUGUCUAGCGUUGAUACAAAGCAAAGCGAGAUUAUAAUCGAUGAUCGAAAAUCCCUUGAAUGAGUAAAUUUCUAUAGAGUUU